UUGGCGGCGUACGGUUCUUGCGCUCUGCUCUGUCUGCGUUCGUGUUGGUGUGGUAUUGUAUGUGUCGCAUACCGCAUCGCAUGUGUAUUGAACGAAAAAAAAAACCGCCGACGCGACACACUCACUGGAUACCAUGCAAAUUUGUUAAAUUUUUUUCAAAAAGAGCUAACGGUGCUGUUGAUUAGCUAGUGCAGAUGUGCAGACAAAAAAAGUGAUGCCGCGCCACAGUGGAACUCCUUGCUGGCGAACCGUCGCUAGCGACGUAGGCAGUGCAGUUAAAAUAAGUGCUUAGUGUUGUGGCUUAUUUUUAUGUAAGAUCGCGUGCACAGGUGCUUAGUCGUUACACUGAGAAAAAGAAAAGUGCCUGCAGCCAGCGGGGAGAAGUUGAAGUGGAGUGACUGUGAGUGGAAGUUGUACUAAUUACUACUGCCCGUGCACGAAACACUCAUUUACACGCAAGCACACACACACACACACAGACACGAGACACUGGGACUUUUGUCGUAUUUUCGUAUUUGUUUUUGUGUACUUUUGUUGUCUUGCGUUCCACGUUACAUACAUAUAUGUUUGGUGUUGCCUGUUGUAUGUUUAUAUUUAUUGCCUUCACAUAUGUGCGUGUUUGUUAAUGUACAAUACGGCAAUAGCAAAAAGAGAAGAAACUGAGGACUAAAAAGAAAGCGCCAUGCCGACUAUAACAACAACAACCACGAGUGUCUCCGCCGCCGCCGAAAACAAAAACAAAACGCCUAAGCCGACGCAUGCAUACCUUUAAUUUAUUAUAAAUAUUGUUUUUAUUUUGAAUAAUGGAUCGUCGUGCAUUGAAGUUUAUGCAAAAAAGAGCGGACACAGAAAGCGAUACGACCACACCCGUGAGCACCACAGCAUCCCAGGGGAUUCCAGCAUCAGCGAUUCUAGCAGGAAGCACUCUUCCCCUGAAGGACAACUCGAACAUACGCGAGAAGCCGCUCCACCAUAACUACAACCACAAUAACAACAACAGCUCCCAGCACACACACUCGCACCAGCAGCAGCAACAACAGCAGGUGGGCGGCAAGCAGCUCGAGCGGCCACUGAAGUGCCUGGAAACGCUCGCCCAGAAGGCGGGAAUCACCUUCGACGAGAAAUACGAUGUGGCCAGCCCCCCGCAUCCCGGCAUUGCCCAGCAGCAGGCGACUUCAGGAACAGGCCCAGCAACGGGAUCAGGCUCAGUCACCCCCACAAGCCAUCGGCACGGAACUCCGCCCACGGGCCGCAGGCAAACCCACACCCCAAGCACUCCGAACAGGCCCAGUGCUCCCAGCACACCCAACACUAACUGCAACUCAAUUGCCCGCCACACCAGCCUCACGCUGGAGAAGGCGCAGAAUCCCGGCCAGCAGGUGGCCGCCAGCACCACGGUUCCACUGCAGAUAUCCCCUGAGCAGCUGCAGCAGUUCUAUGCGAGCAAUCCCUACGCCAUUCAGGUGAAGCAAGAGUUUCCCACGCACACGACCAGUGGCAGUGGAACUGAGCUAAAGCAUGCAACCAACAUUAUGGAAGUUCAGCAGCAGUUGCAGUUGCAGCAGCAGCUUUCGGAAGCCAGCGGUGGAGGAGCAGCCUCGGCCGGAGCCGGAGGAGCAGCUAGUCCGGCCAACUCGCAGCAAAGCCAGCAACAGCAGCACUCCACAGCCAUCAGCACCAUGUCGCCGAUGCAACUUGCAGCGGCCACUGGAGGAGUUGGCGGGGAUUGGACGCAGGGAAGGACGGUGCAGCUGAUGCAACCCUCCACCAGUUUCCUGUAUCCCCAAAUGAUUGUGUCCGGCAAUCUGUUGCAUCCAGGAGGCCUCGGUCAGCAGCCGAUCCAGGUGAUCACCGCCGGCAAGCCGUUCCAGGGCAACGGCCCCCAGAUGCUUACCACCACUACUCAAAAUGCCAAGCAAAUGAUCGGUGGUCAAGCGGGAUUCGCUGGCGGAAAUUACGCCACCUGCAUUCCCACGAAUCACAACCAAUCGCCCCAAACGGUGCUCUUCUCACCGAUGAACGUCAUUUCGCCACAGCAGCAGCAGAACCUGCUGCAAUCAAUGGCCGCCGCAGCUCAGCAACAGCAACUCACCCAACAGCAGCAACAGUUUAACCAGCAGCAACAACAACAGCUUACUCAGCAGCAACAGCAGUUGACAGCUGCUCUGGCCAAGGUGGGAGUGGAUGCGCAGGGCAAGCUGGCCCAGAAAGUGGUUCAGAAGGUGACUACCACCAGUAAGCCCGGCGGGGUCGUGAGGGGUCAGCCGAGGGUGAGCACAACGGCACCGUCAUGCAGUGGCACUGCCAGCGCAGCGCGCACAGCCAACACGCAGACCCAGCCAAAUGGCAGAAUCCACAAACAGCAAACGAGGCGCAACAACAAUCAGGCAGUCGGCGGCCAGGCUUCAGCAACAGCCAGCAGAGAGCAACAGCAGCAAGUUGCCCAAGCCCAGGCGCAGCAUCAACAGGCUCUCGCGAAUGCCACUCAGCAAAUCCUUCAGGUGGCGCCAAACCAAUUCAUCACGUCCCACCAGCAACAGCAGCAGCAGCAACUUCACAACCAACUGAUACAGCAGCAGCUACAGCAACAGGCGCAGGCACAAGUUCAAGCCCAAGUGCAGGCUCAAGCGCAACAGCAACAACAGCAGCGAGAGCAGCAGCAGAACAUUAUCCAGCAGAUUGUUGUGCAACAGUCGGCUGGAGCGACUUCUCAACAGCAGCAGCAGCAACAGCACCAACAAUCCGGGCAACUGCAGCUAAGCAGCGUGCCCUUCUCAGUUUCUUCGUCAACGACGCCAGCCGGAAUAGCAACGUCUAGUGCUCUGCAGGCAGCCCUCUCCGCCUCUGGCGCCAUCUUUCAGACAGCUAAGCCGGGUACUUGCAGUUCCUCCUCUCCCACAAGCAGUGUGGUCACAAUUACUAACCAGAGCAGCACUCCUUUGGUCACCAGCAGUACUGUAACUAAUCUGCAGCAGGCUCAGUCGCAAUCUGCUCAGGUCCACCAACAUCAGCAGCUAAUCAGCGCCACAAUUGCUGGAGGGACUCAACAACAGCCACAGGGACCGCCAUUACUUACACCCACCACAAAUCCAAUUUUGGCCAUGACCUCGAUGAUGAACGCUACAGUGGGUCACCUUUCUACUGCUCCGCCUGUAACUGUUUCUGUUACCAGCACCGCUGUCACUUCGUCGCCGGGUCAGCUGGUCCUUUUAAGCACGGCUAGUAGCGGUGGAGGAGGUAGCAUACCUGCCACGCCCACCAAGGAGACACCUUCGAAAGGUCCCACCGCAACCCUGGUGCCCAUUGGUUCGCCCAAGACUCCUGUAUCAGCAAAGGACACCUGCACCACUCCCAAAUCAUCCACUCCUGCCACUGUCAGCGCAUCCGUAGAGGCCAGUAGUUCCACAAGCGAAGCCCUGUCCAAUGGAGAUGCCUCAGAUAGGUCUUCCACGCCGUCAAAGGGCGCUACCACUCCCACCAGUAAGCAAAGCAAUGCAGUGCAGCCACCGAGUAGCACCACACCCAGCAGUGUCAGUGGGAAAGAAGAGCCGAAGCUGGCAACCUCCGGCAGUUUAACGUCCGCAACAUCAACUUCAACCACGACGACGAUCACCAACGGGAUUGGAGUAGCCAGAACGACAGCCAGCACCACGGCUGUCUCAACCGCUAGCACAACCACUACCAGUUCUGGCACCUUUACCACAAGUUGCACCAGCACAACAACAACCACCACGUCGGGCAUCAGUAAUGGAUCGAAGGAUCUCCCCAAGGCGAUGAUUAAACCGAACGUCUUAACUCACGUCAUCGAUGGCUUCAUCAUCCAGGAGGCUAACGAGCCAUUUCCCGUCACUAGACAGCGAUAUGCAGACAAAGACGUCAGCGAUGAGCCGCCAAAGAAAAAGGCAACCAUGCAGGAGGACAUCAAGCUAAGUGGAAUAGCAUCAGCUCCAGGCUCGGACAUGGUUGCUUGCGAGCAGUGUGGAAAGAUGGAGCACAAAGCAAAGCUGAAACGGAAGCGCUACUGUUCGCCAGGAUGCUCGAGGCAGGCAAAGAACGGCAUCGGUGGAGUUGGAUCAGGAGAGACCAACGGCCUGGAGACAGGCGGUAUAGUUGGGGUGGAUGCCAUGGCAUUGGUGGACAGACUGGAUGAAGCCAUGGCUGAGGAAAAGAUGCAGACGGAGGCCACCCCAAAGCUUUCAGAAUCAUUUCCUAUUUUGGGAGCCUCAACAGAAGUACCUCCAAUGUCACUGCCAGUCCAAGCGGCGAUUUCGGCUUCCUCGCCUCUUGCAAUGCCCCUAGGAUCGCCAUUGUCAGUUGCACUUCCAACUCUUGCACCACUUUCUGUAGUCACUUCUGGCGCGACGCCCAAGUCUUCGGAAGUAAAUGGAACGGAUCGUCCGCCAAUCAGCAGCUGGAGUGUGGAUGAUGUCAGCAACUUCAUUCGAGAACUGCCUGGUUGUCAGGACUACGUGGACGACUUUAUACAGCAGGAGAUCGACGGCCAAGCGCUUCUGCUGCUCAAGGAGAAGCAUUUGGUGAACGCUAUGGGCAUGAAGCUGGGUCCAGCUCUUAAAAUUGUGGCCAAGGUGGAGUCCAUUAAGGAGGUCCCGCCACCUGGCGAGGCCAAGGAUCCAGGAGCGCAGUAGGGCAGCUAGAGCGCGAAAAGCCGCAAAAGAUGAUCUCCUAACCGAGCAGUGGACCUGGUUCAACCAAGUCUGUCGUGCCGGGUGAUUCUGAUUCAAUCGGGCAGGCGAAAAGGACGCGAAUCCAUUUGCAAAAUAUUAUUAGCACCAGGCCAUCAGGUCUUAAACCAAUUGACUUUGUACAUACUCCCAAGUUCACUCAUAAGCGUAUUCAUUUAGAAAUUAAACUAACAAAAACGAAUGGAAUUACUUAAACUAACGAAAAGCUAUGAAUUAAUUGAGUUGCCAGCCAAGUAAA
This is a messenger RNA of Drosophila sechellia, 4941 nucleotides long. RefSeq names its product polyhomeotic-proximal chromatin protein. Gene Ontology annotation, molecular function: chromatin binding; zinc ion binding; histone binding. The transcript is spliced from 4 exons. The record is from RefSeq and is a predicted model, not a curated record. Gene Ontology annotation, biological process: negative regulation of DNA-templated transcription. Lineage: Eukaryota; Metazoa; Arthropoda; Insecta; Diptera; Drosophilidae. Gene Ontology annotation, cellular component: nucleus; PRC1 complex. Bases 804 to 4646 code for a protein of 1280 amino acids.